UCGACCCGCUGAGUUCCUCCAGCAGAUUGUGCGUUGCUCCAGAUCUGCAGUCUCCCUCGUGUCAUCACUAGAAAUAUACAACAAACUUUGAAAUAACGUUCGGAGUGUUUCGUUAAAUCCAGUCAUGACUCUGAUCUCUUCCUCCACUUGGGGUUUCUGUUUUGCUGGUAUUUCCAACCCCAUUCUCGCCGCCCCUCCUCCUGUGUCGUCGUUCACCAGUUUUCGCCCAGUUGCUACAAACUUCGUUCGUGAGCUGCUGCUUGGAAGCGUUCUGCUUCGCAGAGUGGCGAGCAGUAGACACACACACGCUCCCAACCAAGCGGAAUAGCUCGGCUCUGCCAUUUCUACUGGUCUUGUUGACUGUUUACUCUGGUUCAGGUGCUGUCACAUGAUGUUCUGACCCUUUCGUGCUCUCGCUCUCUCUCUCUCUCUCUCCAACUCGCUCAGUGCACUGACGUGUCCCGUGAGAUUGCAGUGCGAUCCGGGAACUGCGAACAGGGGGGUUUAUUUGCAGUCCUCGGCUCGGCGGCUUGCGUUUCUUCCCCUCGUCCCCCACCUCUACACAAACGAGGAAAGAAGGAAAUCCUUCCUACAGCGAACGAGAUGGAAGGGAACGCGUACGGCGCAGCCAUGGCGGGCGGGGCGUUUGAUCUGAAGAACUUCUUCCAGCAGCCGUAUGUUAUCGCUCGGAUCUUAAGCUGGAUCUUCUCGAUAGUUGUGUUUGGUUGCAUUACCAGCGAGGGUUAUAUGAAUCCAACAUCGUCCGGCAAGCUGAAGUGCAUCUUCAAUGAUAAUGAGGAUGCCUGUCAUUAUGGUGUAGGCAUCGGAGUGUUUGCAUUUCUCAUCUGCAUCGCCUUCUUUGUUGUUGAUGUCUACUUCCAUCAGAUCAGCAACGUUAACCAACGCAAGCACAUCGUUAUGGCUGACCUUGGAAUUUCAGGUCUCUGGACCUUCCUGUGGUUUGUUGGCUUUUGUUUCCUCACCAAUCAAUGGGUGUCCAGAAUUAGCCUGCCAACCAUAGGGGCAGAUAGUGCCCGGGCAGCCAUCGCCUUCUCCUUCUUCUCCAUUUUUAGCUGGGGCCUGCUGACGAUUUUUGCCUACCAGAGGUAUCAGAUGGGCGUGGCCGACUUCUCCGACAGAUACACGGAUCCAUCGAGUGAAUACCCGCCGUACCCCAACGUUGCAGAAAACUACCAGCAGCCUCCGUUUGGUAACACAGCCCAGCAAGGCACCGAUGAAUACCGCCCACCCAUGUACUAACCCCACUGGGUCCCCUCCCAGCGGCUGCUCCAGAAUGUGAGCCAAACUGAACCACGCAGUGAUGAGCAGGAAAAGCCACUGUUGCCACAAACUAAGUUUUCUUCCAAUUUAAGGAUGUGACUUUUUUUUUCUUCCUCUGCUUUCCCCCUUGUUGCUGUUGUUUCCCCUGACUUUAUCUGGACUUCUUGCACCCCCCCCCCCCCCCCCCCCCCCCCCCCACUCCGCAAAGCAGCGGAUGUUGUGCUGAGCUUCCUCUGACACCGCUGGUCACCAAGAGGUGGGUCUGAGUGGGAGCCCACUGAGUCAACACUCCCGUUCUGUUGUGAGAGGAGAGGGGGGUAUGGGAUGAAACGACCAUUGCACAGCCCAGAACCCCUUCCCAGUGAUAGUCUUUCACUACAAGAUCCUUUUCAUCCAAAUGUAUAAUUUUUUCCAAGCAGAGAUUUGUCAUCAAAUUGCUUCUGAUUUCAGGUGCACUAAAUGAGUAAAUCCCAAUCAGCAGCGAAAGGUUGGCAUUGACCAUGGUUUGGGUGUUGUUGGUAGUAGCUGGUUUUAAUCUGGGUUAAUGUGAUCUGGUAUCAAUCAUUAUGAUAACAUGAUAAUGCCAAGGUAAGACUGAACUCAUGGUUUCUUAGCCAUUCUUUUCUUUGUCUUUAAUUGACUAAGUUUAAGAGCAGUUUCUGUAUACUAUCUGACUCCCACUCUUCAUGCUGUAUACCUAAUUUUCAAAUGUCAGGAAUAGUGGUACUUAUCUCCAUGAAGCUACCCUGUUUCCACUUGGGUUGCGCCAGUUUUAAGCACCCUCACUCUGAAUUUAGUGAGGCCACCAUCAGUGCCAGCUGUCCAGGGAAAGGAGCCUGGUCCUGGUGCCAUUAGAGGUACCAAGCACUCUCCUCUGGGUAUCAUUCUAUGAAGUGCCAACUGCACUUUGCUUCAGAUUGUCAGAACCCAGCCCGCUCUUGAAUCAAGAGUGAGCUUUUAGAAGCGUCAGUGUGCACAGAUCUCCCACGGUUGUGUGAGAGGUUUUUGGGCCAGGUUUGGUGCAUGAGAUUACCAUGCACUGUGUCUGCUUGAGCAUUGCUCUGUUAUUGCUGAAUGUGAACUGUGAAGGGACUGACCUUUGCAUUUGUAGACUCGGAACCUUUACACAGUAGUGAGAAACUACUACCUAGUGAGCAUGAGCUUCAAGUCAGCAUCUCUCAACGCUAAGUGAGUAAAUCCCACACUGUACAGAAACUGGUGCUGUAGACCAUGGUUUGGGCUUGGAGCCGUUCUUGGUAGAAGGUGUAAACCCUGGUUUUUAAUGUGACUGCAGUUAUACAGGGAGAUCCCACAUGGAUGUUUUAACCAGGUGUUAAAAGUGGGAGAGUGUUUCAUCCUCUCCAUGAUGCCCUCAGUUUUAAAGUGAGGGAAAAGGAAAGCUUAAAGAUAGAACAAGAGUGAUUAUGUAGAAGUGAUUGGCAAACAUUGCUUAUCAUUAGCCUAGGAUGUGUGAAACGAUGUCUGCAGUUAAGAGAGAGGAAUGUUGGUAGCGACGAGUUGCUGCAUUGUCUCUGUGCAGUGGAAAGUUAGUGGUCUGUAUUCAAUCCAUCCAAUGACGCUAAUCAAUUAAAACAAAAAUAAACUAAAUUUUUGACAUUAGUAGAUUAUUAUAAGUGCAUCUUCUAAUAAUCUGGCACAGGAACCUGUUUCUUAAGAAGUAUAUUAAGUUCAUGUCUUUACAAGAACAUUUCUUUACAAAUCCAUUGUGUCUUAAAUGAAGCAUUUCAGGGACCUAAACCCUGACGCCUUCAUUUGCUCUGCGCCCUGAACCCUCUACCUCUCAUUCACUUGGUACUCUAAACCCUGACCCCCUCACUUGCUCGAGUUUCAUAUUAAGAGUGUGACGUGUCUGGAGUUUUGAAAUCCAUCUCCUAAGCUUCUGUUGGUCUCUAACGUGCAUUCAGGGUGGAUAUGUUCGGAAGGAUUCUGUCAUUUCUUCCUGUCCUGAUUCUCCUCGUGCUUAUCUAGCCUAAGCAGGCACCAGCCCUAGGUUCUGAUCAGUUCACUGUUCUCCUCUCAAGGAUUUAAAAGACAGAAUCUAUUAUCAAGUUCUCCUUGUGUCCCAUUGUAGCUCAGUAGAAACUGUUGAGAUGGGGUAAAGCAGUAUCUAUGAAAUUUCUUCUUGUCUUUCCAAAAAUGCAACUGUCAAAGUUCCCUUGGGCAUUCGAGAGAGAUUGCAGGCAUAAGCUCAUACACUUUCAGCCUGUGAAAAGGAGAUUCCAUUCAGCAACCCUAAAGUUCACAAGAUAAAGUCUAGAAAUGUUGGGCCAAAUAAGUGUGUUGGAAGUUGAGGUUUAUGUCAAUUUCUAAAGUCUCUGCUCCAUAAAAUUAGACAUAACCAUUGGAAAAAGUCUGUGGGAAAUUAUUUCCAUCUCAUCAUUCGAAACUGUGAUUAAUUUACUUAUCCUAUGAAUUGUGUCCUUGAUAAAAUGAAUCCCAAAUGAAAGAACUGUUGAUAAACACCAAAUAUUACAUACAUUUAUAAUAACCAAAAAGUAAAUGCAACAAGUUGUUGGUCUCUGUGUUGUGCAUCCCUCAGGAAUUGGUGUGUGUGUCACCCUUGUGCUGUGGAUCCCUUGGGAAUUUCUGCUGGAAACUUUGAGCAGCUGAACCUCCACUGGUUGUGGUUUGGUUUAUCGUGCAGUUGCAUUCUUAAUAAGAGGGAACACAUCAAGUAGUGCUGGAAGUGAACUCUUUGAUAAGCUGGGGCUUGAAUCUUUCACAGCUAUAGUUAUUUAUUUCUAAUAAGUGCUUGGAUAAGGUGCUUAGUUUUAUUAAUACGGCAAUAGGGAUUAUAAAGAGUGCGUAUUUACUGCACACCUAUGAGAUUCUUUGCAGAUUUUCAAGAUCAUUGGUGCACUUCUAGGCACCUGAAUUAUGUUGGAUAUUGGAGCACAGUGAUUCCUUGUUUGCAGGUAUGUGGCAUGAAUCCCAUCCUGAGCAAGCACUGACCACACUGUGUACGUAGUUCCACUUAACAAAAGGGGAAAUGGGUAAGUCAUGUUAUGGCUGGGUUAAAAACCUAGCGAAGCUAGUGGCUGUGGAUAGUGGGGAAUCCAGUUGGAGAUUAACAUCUAAUUGCAUGGCAUACAAGGAGCCUUCUGUUUUAAAGACCUGGAGAUUUUAAUGAGUAGUUCAUAACCGCUCUUUGUUAUGGAGGAGUUUGGAGUUGGGAGAGAUGUUCCAUCUUUGUAUUUCUGCCCCCAUCACUCCCUUCCAGGUUUUCCUGGUGUUUCAGCCAAUCUUCACCUCUCAACCAACAACAUGUACUGAUCUGGCUAGUUACACUGCUCUAUGUGCAAGCUCUCUGAUUGGUAUCCUGUAUUACAGCUAUGAAUAUAUUUUAAACUGCACUUCAUUGUCUGUAAGGCAUUUUUGGAGAUACAGCUAGGGCUGGAGCUGUGUGAACACGUUAUAGUUUUUAAACCCAGAUCAGAUGGGCAGCUUGUGGGAGACCAAUAUUGCUGGAGGUCACAGUGACUCUGCUAUAUUCAAGUCUUGCAGCACAAAAGUGCUGGUGGUGAAACUUGUCAGCUGAUAUUGGUGUCACAAUCUUGUUCUUUAUUUGCAUCAGGAACAAAAGCUGGCUUGUAAACUGAUUCGUUCACAUGAAUUAGGCUAACUGUUCACCUCCCCUCUCCACCUCACCCACCAGUGCUAUAGAAAGCUGCACCCACAUAAUAGUGUCAAUAUCAAGUUGUGUAUGUUCGCUGGCUGGACUAUGUGCAUUGAUUAACAGAAAGAUCAAAUUGAUCAACUCUGUAAAUAGUUCCAAAAUGUUCAUAUUGUUCUGCAUAAAAGCAGAUAGUGCCAUAAUCAAAGGUGGAGGCUUGGCUGAGAAAGGAUUAACUUGCCCACUUUGUGUUCCUGCAGCUCUCACACUUCCCCGUUUUGAUUCAAGUAUGGUUUUCACAUCUACUCAGAUGUAUUUUUGUGCAAAGUAAUCUCAGUAAAACAGCAGGCCAACCACGGUGGACUCUUGGGGGAAGGAAGAUAGCUGGAGCAUGCACACUUCAAAGCAGUGCAACUGUUUGGGGAGCUGGGAAAGGUCAAUUAGUUCUUCCAGGCAUCGAAAUGAUCUGAUAACUGGGGAGGGUGAUAAUUUCAUUUAGAAUUUUUUUUGUACCACUUUAUAUUUGCAACUGCAUUAAUAACCAAGAUCACUUUUGUAAAAGGAUUCUUUUGUAUUCUUUGUACUGUAUAAACUACUGAAAUGGGGCUUUAUAUGAUGGGGUAAUGCUUUUGGUUCACUGUGGCAUAUGCUGAUUGAAUGUAAAGAAAAUCAAAUUCUAACACAUUUGGCACCAUGUGCAGGGGAAGGUGUUGUCUAAUGCAUUUAAAUAUUUGCUGCAAAGUGCAAGUUGAAAAGAUAUCAGGUUGGAGCUAUUUGGUCACCCAGUCAAGGGAUAACAAGGCUAAGUUUGUUUGCUUGCUAGCUUAAGGCAGAAUCCCUGGUUGGAGCUGAGCAGGAUAGUGUGCGACAGGAUGGAAUGGAUCUGAGGAUCAGUCAUGUGCCCUACUGUUCAGUAAUGCCAAAUGCUAUUUCUAAAGCCUCUGACCUAUCACUGUUCAUGUGUGUGAGGUAUAUGCCUUAUAUUGAUUUCAUAUGUAACAAGGCAGAAAGAAUGGUUUGUGCCUAAGUAUUUAUAUGUCAAUGCAAAAUGGGCUAUUAUUUAAAUAUGAACUUCCUAUUUGAGUGUGAGAAAUAACUGAGGAUCCAAAAUGCUAUGGCUAGAGGUGACCUAGUUUAAGCUAAUACUGAGCAUUUGCACUGCACUCAGUCUGGUUAUUACCCAGUACACCUGCCUUGUAUAUAACAUGCAAAGUGGUGAAAGUCUGCUUUAAGCUUGCCAUUAGAAGUCUCUGCUGGUUUUGCUUCAGGUUUAGUAGACCUCCAUUUACUGCUGCUGGAACAUACAGUUGUAUGGGCUUUGACUAUACCCAACCCUGUACAAUGGUGCCAGGCAGGAGCUGGUGCUUUCAGGAUAGGGCAAAAUAAGAUUAUGUUUAAUUCACGUUAUAAUAGAGCAUUACAUUUUAAUGACCUUGUUUAUUUGCCAAGGUGGCAGUUGUUUAAAAAUAUGUACACCAAAAUCAUGUGCUAUACUUAAACAUCAAUGUCUGAACCAAAGAUUUAAUUUACUAAAGAAUGUUGGAUAAACUGGCAAUGGAUCUUUUGAAACACCUUGGCACUUGUUGUAUCCCUUAUGCCUGUUUAUUGUCAAUGAAUUGUAGUAGAGCUCAUAGCACUGUAUAUCAUUGUGACUUCUGUUCAGAGUGAGGCUUCCAAAUAAAGCACACAAAAUGGUUACUGAUCAACAAUAAUUCAACCUGCUGUACCAAUAAACAUUGUUUUUGAAAGUAA
Molecule: messenger RNA, 6667 nt
Organism: Pristis pectinata (smalltooth sawfish)
Lineage: Eukaryota; Metazoa; Chordata; Chondrichthyes; Rhinopristiformes; Pristidae
Gene: syngr2b
Product: synaptogyrin 2b
Exons: 4
Coding region: 604-1260 (218 amino acids)
Cellular component (GO): synaptic vesicle membrane; neuromuscular junction
Source: RefSeq, a predicted model, not a curated record